AUGAUCAAUUUUGUGGUAUUUGCAAUAUCAUCUUUUAUAUCUAUGUACUAGAAAUUAGGAGCCAAAAGAUUUGUACUUUAUUUGCGUACAGUACAUCGCGUAAAUAUACUUUCUCUCAAAACGUCUCUAUAAUUUCUAGUGGCUAACUUCAUAUAGCAGUAAGAAAGCAGCUGUUUUUAUUUUAAAAACAAUUAUGUAACAAAAAAAAUCGAAGCGGUCGCUGAAUAUUACAACGAGAGACAGCUUCUUGCAAACUGAUCCCUGGAUAAAGCAGAGAAGGCAGGCUCUGGUGGUGCUCGUGGGUGCGAAGAAGUGUUCGUCGGUGCCGAGAUGUUGCGGGCGGGCGGCUGGUCGGCGCGGCUGUUGGUGCGGUGGGCGUCUUCGUCUGCGGAGGAGCGGAUCGGCGGCCUGGUCAAGCAGAGCAAGGUGGUGGUGUUCAUGAAGGGCGUGCCCGCCGAGCCCAAGUGCGGCUUCAGCAACGCGGUCGUCCAGAUUCUGCGAAUGCACGGCGUCCAGUACGACGCGCACGACGUGCUCAAGGACGAGGCGGUGCGUCAGGGCGUCAAGGACUUCUCCAAGUGGCCCACCAUCCCGCAGGUGUUUGUGGACGGAGAGUUCGUUGGCGGCUGCGACAUCCUCCUGCAGAUGCACCAGAGCGGCGACCUCGUCGACCUGCUCGGCCAGGCGGGCAUCAAGUCGGCCCUCCUCGACCAGGACGCCACCACCGACAAGAAAUAGACGAUCCACUCUGCGAGCAGCGGUUUUUAACCAAAAAGAACUGGAAUGUGUAGAGGUUGUUUUUUUUUUUGUCUAGUGCCACAUAAUUGUUAUGCAAUAAAGCAAAAUAAAUAAG
Neocloeon triangulifer is the source of this 853-nucleotide messenger RNA. It is a transcript of the gene Grx5, whose product is annotated as glutaredoxin-related protein 5, mitochondrial. The record is from RefSeq and is a predicted model, not a curated record. The transcript is spliced from 3 exons. Bases 331 to 738 code for a protein of 135 amino acids. NCBI's taxonomy places the organism in Eukaryota, Metazoa, Arthropoda, Insecta, Ephemeroptera, Baetidae.